ACUAAAUUAGGCCUAUCUAAGCAUUAUUUCACAAGCCCAUUACUUUCCACUCCAGCCCAUAACAAACUCCUCAACCUAAACCCCCGAUUCUUAAAUCCUACCAUCUCCCUCCCAAAUCAAAUCCCUUCCUCUCUUCAACAAAAUCAAACCUCUCUGUAUUUCUUGUUUCUCAAGAAUCACCAAGAAAAUUAUCAAGAAAAUGCCAAACCCAUUAAAGAUUUUCUCCAUCAGCAAGAAACAAUCAACAAUCCCAUUCAAAGAAUACUACACCAACUGGUUCCACACUCUCAAGAACCCUCUCCUCCCACUCCUCCAUCAAACCCUAUCGUCUCCUUCGUCUCAAGCCCUUCUCUCGUCCCAUCUCAAUCUCCUCCUCCACCAUUUUCUCUCGUAUUACGACUCUCUUGAUCUCGCUGUAACCACAGACCCCAACAAUCUUCCGUACCUUCUCUUCCCUUCUUGGAGAAACUCCCUCGAAAAACCCUUUCUUUUCCUCGGCGAUCUUCAUCCCUACACUUUCACUAACCUAAUCCGCUCGUUUCUUGAUCAAGAAAAUCACUCCGACGAUGAAAACGAUCUCGUUCUUGAUAAUUAUAACGAAAAGAAAAGUUUGGUCGUUCUUGAUCGUCCUUGGCAAGUCAUGAUGGCCUGGAAAAACACUUCCAAGAAACUGAUUAACAAGAUUGAGCAAAUUGAAUGCGGGUUGAGGUUGAUUGUGCCUUCUCUUAUGGACAGAUAUAAACGGGCUCAGGCCGGUUUUGUGGCUCGAGUUGCCGAUGACUGGGUUGGUUUUGGUGGGAAGAAGGAGAAAUUUGAUGUUGGUGAGGCGAUGAAAAUGGAAACUGAGGAGUUAGUGAGUGUUUUUGUGGAUGCUAAUAGGUUAAGGAGGAGUGUGAUAUCUGAAAUUGUGGGGGCUUUGAAUGUUUAUCAAGGGGCUUUGUUUCUUGAAGGUUUAGCCCAAUUUCUUGUUGGGUUUAAAGAACCUGGUUUGAUUCGUGAAUUUGAGAAGUGCAAGAUUCCUAUCAAUGAUCGAGCCGGGAAUUAAUAGUGGGGUUUGAUUGUAACUAAUCAUUUUCUGUACUUUAGUAGUUGCUUACUGUUUUUUUGUUGUCAUUUCUUGAUUUUGCCCUAUCUUUGUAUUGGGUUUAUUGUUUGCAGUUUGCUAAUAGCUUCAGAUGUUCUUGAUUAAGUUCUUGAAGGGAAAAUAAGUAACUAGUCUGAUUUGUAUUAACGGACGUUUUGAAUUUGUGCA
Messenger RNA from Mercurialis annua (annual mercury), 1252 nucleotides. RefSeq names its product protein INAPERTURATE POLLEN1. Gene Ontology annotation, biological process: DNA-templated transcription. The transcript has a single exon. The record is from RefSeq and is a predicted model, not a curated record. Gene Ontology annotation, molecular function: sequence-specific DNA binding. Bases 200 to 1045 code for a protein of 281 amino acids. Lineage: Eukaryota; Viridiplantae; Streptophyta; Magnoliopsida; Malpighiales; Euphorbiaceae.